Molecule: messenger RNA, 3113 nt
Organism: Doryrhamphus excisus (bluestripe pipefish)
Lineage: Eukaryota; Metazoa; Chordata; Actinopteri; Syngnathiformes; Syngnathidae
Source: RefSeq, a predicted model, not a curated record
UGCACUGUAUCACUCCUCUGGGGGAAACACUUUUUUUUUUGUAUUCAUUUUAGUGGACGUACACAUAUCAUGGACCUCCUUUUUAGUGCCCACCGGAUAAUAUGUCUUAUUUUCCUGAUGGCGGGUCAAUCCCGCCCCCUGUCACCUAAUGGCUCUAUAUAAGACAGCAAAGAGGGCCUGAUGAUAAGAAGCUGGUCUCCAGACAAGCCAUGCAGUUUAAAGUCCUCGUCUAUGUGUUCUUGCUGCACAUCAUAAACAAUGCAUCCUCCACAGAUAUCCAAGCCAGACCGAAUACAAACACCAGCCUGCCCUGCAAUGUGGCCCUAAAACUGGACAAGCUGGAUGAGGCUCUCUUCCAAGUCAGCUGGGUCAGCAACGGCUCAGAUGUGGCCUUGUUCAAGAAUGCAACCCCACAGAUAAAGGAUGGCUUCUUUUGGACCACAGGCCAUUUCCUUAAUGGAGACUUUUCCUUGACGGUCCUCAGUGUGGGUCUGAGCCUGCAAGGACUGUAUGAAUGCACAGUCCACUACAACUCCACAAUGCUGCACUCCAGCACGGUUACACUCAGCAUCAUCGCUCCCCCGUCUCUCUCAGUACCACAGCAAUGGGUGGUGUUGGAGACAGAGAGCCAGCUUGAAUGCCAAGCAGAUGCCUUCUACCCUCCACCUGUGUCUUUCAGCUGGACCAAGGACGGCCAAGAUAUUCAGUCUCCAUACCAGCUUGAAGGUGAAAAGACCCCUGAUGGCUACUAUAGAGCGUCUGGCAACCUCACUUUCUACCCAUCUCGAGGGGACCAAAAUGCAACCUUUGGCUGCAAAGUGAACCACAAUGGCACCACGCAAGAGCUGAAAUUUCAACUCAACAUCACAUACCUCCCAACUGUCAGACUCUCUGCCAUCCCCUCGCCUUCCAGCAACAGUCCCGUCACCAUCUACUGCGAUGUGGAAAGCUUCUACCCGGAGGAGAUGUCUGUAUCCUGGCUGCAAAAUGGCUCCAUUCUACCCACUUCACCCGGCAAUGAGCAGAACCCAGAUGGGACCUUCAGAAGCAGGCGCUACUUCACGUUGAGCCCUGAGCAGAGGUGGAAAAGCGGAGAGGUGCAGUGUGCUGUCAACCAGCCAGGAGUUCUGCAUCCGGUCCAAGCUUCGGGAAACCUGGAAGAACUGGAUCCUCAAGAUGAGCCACCGGUACUCACUAAAUCUGCCAAAGCAUCUGUGGCUCUGAUGUGUAUCUCCCUGGUGCUCGUCUUUCUUUUGUGCUUUGGCUUUUCUUGGCGGAGAAGAGACGAAAAGCAGAAAUCUCUGGCGGUGUCAGGAAUCAUCCUCCCUCCUCGUAUAGUCGUAGGUCAAAAGGGUAGGGUUAGCGUGAGUAUCGAAGGCAGGAGGGUGGACCGAGUCCAGACCACAUGGUUCCUAAAUGACACUCCCAUAUCCGACACCUCCCUCACAGGACCAUCCAGAGCAAAUUUUAACUGCCUUUAUAACCCUCUAACCACCAUCCAUCUGCCCUAUGGCCUAACUCUCACCUCCCUAGUCUCCGAGAAGGGUCCUCUGCUGCCCUCCAGAGGCGAGAUGGGUUACUACAAGCUGCACUCCCAGGGGCCCUUGCACUCCUCAGGAAGCGGUGCCCAGCAGCAGAUUGUGGCCUCGCUGACCUUCAUCCCACAGAUUUCCAUCCACAAGGGGGCGGUGUUUAAAUGUCAGGUUUCCUACGCCGGCAAAGACAAGAUUGUGAUGGAGAGAGUGUCAGAGAGGUUCACAGUCUUGUCUGCACCAGAAGUAUCUGAAAUUCAGCUGGCAGAGACACCAAAUGACUCAGAAAUCAUCAGCCUGACAGUCCGGGCAUCCCAUUUCCACCCAGAUGUCAUCACUUUUCGCUGGUUCUGCCAGGGGGGCGAGCUGAGCCCCGUGGCCUCCCAGGCCUCAUCCUCCCCUCGACCCGAUUCUGAGGGCUUCUUCUCAGCCUUCAGUCAGUGUAAACUUCCCCGCAGUGAAUUAGAACAAGGAAACACCAGAGUGUGGGUCAGCGUCCAUCACAUUGCCCUCAAGCAGCCGGUCACCCGGGAAACCAGAGGCUUCAUCAAGCAGCCGCGCGUGUCCGACAUCAUCAUAGGCUCCACCUCCUUCUCAUCUGACCAGGCUUUGACCCUUGGGUGUCAGAUCACAGAUUUCUACCCAGCCAACAUUACAGUCACCUGGCUGAAGGUGAGAGAGGGUGAGCAAGACGACAGCGAGGAUGAAGUCAUGGACGGAGGAGAGCUGUGGGGCUCCGUGGAGAUUCAGCCCAGGCUCUACAGGACCAUGGCCACGUUAAGGAUCACCGGCAACCAGGAGAAAAGACAGCGAGGAGGAGGAAUUAAAUGCAGAGUGGAGCAUCAUUCCCUGCAUGAACCCAUUGAGAGAUUUUGGAGAAAUGUUGACAUUGUUGCUCCCACCAUCCCGUCUUCCAUUUCGGUGUGUUGGAGCAGCGAAGGCGUGGGCGUGUUCUCUCUACUGUUAAAAGGGGGUCACCCCAAAGUCAAACUACAGUGGACGGCGGGCGGCGCCAUUCUCUCGCCGCUUGUGUCCAAUGAAACGGAGGAGAUAGGGGACGAUGGACAGAGGGAGCUCAAAAGUGUAUGCGCCCUCGAGAGGUCCACACAAGCACCCAGUCGGAGUCCCAAACUGAGGAACGGACAGAGAAUAAAAACAAAAGCGGUCAUCACAGACCCGGACGUCGACGGGAUAGCAUACAUUGAUGAAAAAGAGGACAGCGAAAACAACAACAACAUGGAAAAAUUCGAAGACACAAAGUUAUCUGAUGUGGAUGAGUGUAGCGAGGAAGAAGAAGACGGGGACUCCGGCGCUUUGCGUAUCAACAAAGUUGAUUUGAGGAAGGGCAACAGGGAAAGUGAGAGGGCUCGUCUGAGGGUGUGUGUGGAGAUCACACACCCUGCACUCACACUUCCUGUUUACAGAAGCUGGACAGAGCCCAUUGAAGAAAUAUCUUCUAUGUGAACAUGUGACAGCAACAAGAACUACUAUUAUUAUUAUUGCCCAGUGAAAAUAUAUCAUGACCUGUUUAGUGUUCAGAAUUUUUUUUGACACGUAGUUUAGUGGUUUAUUUAUUGUUGA